This is a messenger RNA of Magnolia sinica, 1047 nucleotides long. RefSeq names its product rRNA-processing protein fcf2-like. NCBI's taxonomy places the organism in Eukaryota, Viridiplantae, Streptophyta, Magnoliopsida, Magnoliales, Magnoliaceae. The record is from RefSeq and is a predicted model, not a curated record. The transcript is spliced from 6 exons. Gene Ontology annotation, cellular component: nucleolus. The coding region runs from base 274 to 855 and encodes 193 amino acids. Gene Ontology annotation, molecular function: RNA binding. Gene Ontology annotation, biological process: RNA processing.
ACAAGCCCUAGUCUCUCUGUCUCUGUUUCUGAAGCUCCCGCCCAUCCCUCCACCACCUGUCCUUGAAUUUCUGAAGCUCCGCCCAUUUCUCUACCGAUCCGUCUCUUCGAAUAUUUGAAUCUCUGUUUUGCUCAUCUAAUUCAACAGAUUUCUAUCGCUUUCUUUUUGGUGAAGAAGAAGAAGAAGAAGAAGAAGGAGAAGAAGGGGAAGAAGAAGUAGAAGAAGGAGAAGGAGAGGAAGAAGAUUGGUCAUACUAAACUUCGUUCCAAUCAAAUGUCAGAGAACAAGCCAACAAUUGGCCUUUCAUGGGCACCAAAAGUGCCUCUAAUAUCCAGUGGAACAAAAACCAGCUCCGAGAAAUUACAAUGCCCACCACAAGAUACGGUGUGGAAACAAGAGAAUAAGCUUGUGGAUGGACUGUUCCUUCCACCAACAGACCCGAGGAAGCUGAAUAAAUUGCUAAAGAAACAAGUAAAAGAUACAACCGGUAAAAGUUGGUUUGAAAUGCCUGCCCCAACCAUCACCCCCGAGAUAAAGAAAGAUCUCCAAAUACUAAAGAUGAGAAGUGUUAUUGAUCCAAAGAGGCAUUACAAAAAGGGUGAUUCCAAUACACUUCCUAAGUAUUUCCAGGUGGGCACAGUUAUCGAAUCUGCAUCAGAUUUCUUCUCAGGCAGGCUUACUAAGAAGGAGAGGAAGCCAACACUGGCCGACGAACUGCUCUCUGAUCGUUCCCUUGGAGACUACAGGAAACGCAAGGUUCGAGACAUUGAAGAACAGCAUCAAUCUGUUGGGGUUGCAAAGUGGAAGAUCAAAGGUAAGCAGACUUGGAAACGAGCCAAACAAAGAAGGCAAUAAGCUUGUUGCCUUUGAAUCCAGUUCUCCUAUCACAUCCUCUCCCACUCUAUAUGUUCUCUCUUUCUAUCACCAAAAUGGUUGGUUGUAGCAUGUGAAAAAUGUUAUUUGAAAGGGUUUCCCUUGUCACGGCAUGCUAUCUUUAGAACAUUAGACUAUGCUGAGAGAGGUUGAUAUGCCAUAUAUAUAUAUAAA